This is a messenger RNA of Strongyloides ratti, 426 nucleotides long. RefSeq names its product Proteinase inhibitor I35, tissue inhibitor of metalloproteinase family and Tissue inhibitor of metalloproteinases-like, OB-fold domain-containing protein. The transcript is spliced from 2 exons. The record is from RefSeq and is a predicted model, not a curated record. The coding region runs from base 1 to 426 and encodes 141 amino acids. Lineage: Eukaryota; Metazoa; Nematoda; Chromadorea; Rhabditida; Strongyloididae. Gene Ontology annotation, molecular function: metalloendopeptidase inhibitor activity.
AUGGAAAGAUGUUAUUGUUCAUACAUUCCAGAUUUUAUUUCAUUUUGUUCUGCCGAUUGGAUUUCUCAUGUAAAAAUUAAUAAUAAAAUGGUUCAGCAAAAAAAUAGUAGCUCAACGGAUAUGUAUGAUAUGAUUGAUACAGUAAGGUAUUCUGUUGAUCAUAAAAAUAUAUUAAAAAAAUCUAAUAAAUUUAAUAAUCGUGAUCUUCCAAAUGUUAUUGUAACACCAUUAGAUUUUAAUAGUUGUGGAUUAAGUUGGUUAAGAGAAGAUGAUGAAUAUAUUUUAAUGAGUCAAAUGUAUUUUGAUAAGGUAUUAUACAUAAUAUAUUGUGAUGGUUUAAAAUUUGAUGGAGAUAAAAAAGAAAGCAUUGAAAAAAUAAAGUUAUGGAAUGAUACUAUUCCAUGUCCUUUGUCUGAAAUAAUUUAA